UCUCGGCGGCGAUCAGGAGGUGGUUGCCUCCCGCGGCGGGGAGGGGUCCGGGGUUCGAGCCACAGUCCCCGGGACCAGGGUUGAGUGUGGAGGAGGGCAUGGAAAGGGUGCCCCCCAGAGGUCGUCAGGAAGGAUGCGGCCGGCGAGAGGCGCCGGACUGGCAGCGCUUGGCCGGAGAUGAAUAACAGCACCCGCUGCCUCGGGACUGGUCGAUGCCUGCCAAGCCAGCUGUCAAGAGCAUGCCUCUGUGCCACUGGAUGGCCACUGCCAGGGGCAGCACGCCUGAUGAGGACCGAGCUCGGCUCAUGACCACCAGAGGAGGCCUAAAGGUGCUCCUGCACUGGGCUGGCCCUGACGGCGGAGAGCCCUGGGUUACCUUCAGUGAGGCCACACUGACUGCGGAGGAGGUCUGCAUUCACAUCGCACGCAAAGUCGGCAUCACUCCACCCUGCCUCAAUCUCUUUGCCCUCUUCGAUGCCCAGGCCCAGGUCUGGCUGCCCCCAAACCACAUCUUGGAGGUCUCCAGAGACACAAGCCUGACGCUGCACUUCCGCAUGAGGUUUUAUUUCCGGAACUGGCACGGCACAAAUCCUCAGGAGCCAGCUGUGUACCGCUGUGGACCCCCAGGGGCCAAGGCUUCAUCAGAUCAGGCAGAGCAGGGCAUGCAACUCCUGGACCCAGCCUCCUUUGAGUACCUCUUUGAGCAGGGCAAGCAUGAGUUUGUGAAUGAUGUAGCAUCACUGUGGGAGCUGUCGAGUGAGGAGGAGAUCCACCACUUUAAGAAUGAGAGCCUGGGCAUGGCGUUUCUGCACCUCUGCCACCUCGCUCUCCGCCUUGGUAUUCCCCUGGAAAAGGUGGCCAAGAAGAUCAGCUUCAAGGACUGCAUCCCACGCUCCUUCCGGCAGCAAAUCCAGCAACACAACGCCUUCACACGGCUGCGCCUGUGGAUCAUCUUCCACAGGUUCCUGCGGGCCUUCCAGCCACGGCACCUCUCCCAGCAGGUCAUCAUGGUCAAGUACCUGGCCACACUUGAGCGGCUGGCACCCCGCUUCGGCACAGAGCGUGUGUCUGUGUGCCACCUAGAGCUGCUGGCCCAGGCUGAGGGAGAGCCCUGCUAUAUCCGGGACAGCAGGCAGGCCCCUCUGGACCCCGGGCCCGAGUCUGCUGUAGGACCCCCGACUCAUGAGGUGCUGGUGACCGGUACUGGUGGCAUCCAGUGGCGGCCAGUACAGGCAGAGGGUCCCAGUGGUGGUGACGGUGGCAGGAGCAGGAAUGCCCAUGCUGGCUCCUCUAGGAAGAAAGCAAAGGCCCAAGAAUUGGGCAACCAACCCAUGGACAGGCGAUGCGAGGUGCCAUGGGCCUACUUCUGUGACUUCCAGGACAUCAGCCAUGUCGUGCUGAGGGAACGCCAUGUCAGCAUCCACUGUCAAGACAACAAGUGCCUGGAGCUGACCCUGCCUUCCCGGGCCGGGGCCCUGUCCUUGGUGUCACUGGUAGAUGGCUAUUUCCGCCUGACAGCCGACUCGAGUCACUACCUAUGCCACGAAGUGGCUCCUCCACGGCUUGUGAUGAGUAUCCAGGAUGGUGUUCACGGACCCCUGUUGGAUCCAUUUGUGCUGGCUAAGCUGCGGCCGGAGGACGGUCUCUAUCUCAUCCACUGGAGCACCAGCCACUUUAAUCGCCUCAUCCUCACGGUGGCCCAGAGGGACCAGGACCCUGGCACGCAGGGCUUGCGCCUGCGGAAGUUCCCCAUUGAGCUGCAUACGGGGACCUUCACACUGGAGAGCUGGGACCGGUCCUUCCCCAGCGUGCGGGAGCUUCGGGCUGCCCUACAGGGCUGCUCGCUACGGGCCGGUGAUGACUGCUUCUUCCUGCGCCACUGUUGCCUGCCGCAGCCAGGAGAGAUCUCCAAUCUCAUCAUCACGCGGGGGCCUCAGGCCAGCAGCACCAGGCCGCUCAACCUCAGCCAGCUCAGCUUCCACCGGGUCUGCCAGGAUGACAUCACCCAGCUGUCCCACUUGGGCCAGGGCACGAGGACCAACGUGUAUGAGGGCCGCUUGCAAGUAGGGGGCAGAGGCUCUGUGGAGGAUAAGGCAGAUGCGGGGGACACGCCCACGCUCGGUGCGGGCCGUGGGCAGGAGCUCCGCGUGGUGCUGAAGGUGCUGGACCCCAGUCACCAUGACAUCGCCCUGGCCUUCUAUGAGACAGCCAGCCUCAUGAGCCAGGUGUCCCACGUGCACCUGGCCUUCGUCCAUGGCGUCUGUGUUCACGGCUCCAAGAACAUCAUGGUGACCGAGUACGUGGAGCAUGGACCUCUAGACGUGUGGCUGCGGCGGGAGAGGGGCUGCGUUCCUGUGGCCUGGAAGGUGGCAGUAGCCCAGCAGCUGGCCAGUGCCCUUAGCUAUCUGGAAGACAAGAGACUGGCUCAUGGUAACGUGUGUGGCCGGAACAUCCUGCUGGCACGUCUGGGGUUGGCAGAGGGCACCAGCCCAUUCAUCAAGCUGAGUGACCCCGGCGUGGGCCUGGGUGCCCUCUCCAGGGAGGAGCGAGCAGAGCGGAUCCCCUGGAUGGCCCCUGAGUGCCUCGUCGGCGGGGCCAACAGCCUGACCACCGCGGCUGACAAGUGGGGCUUUGGUGCCACCCUCCUGGAGAUCUGCUUCAACGGGGAAGCUCCUCUGCAGUGCCGCAGCCCCUCUGAGAAAGAGCACUUCUACGAGAAGCAGCACCAGCUGCCUGAACCCUCGUGCCCGGAGCUGGCCAUGCUUACCAGCCAGUGCCUGACCUAUGAGCCAGCCCAGCGGCCAUCCUUCCGCACCAUCCUGCGUGACCUCACUCGGCUGCAACCCCAAAAUCUUGUUGACAUCUUGGCUGUGAACCCCGACUUGCAGGCGGCAGACCCCACUGUUUUCCACAAGCGCUAUUUGAAAAAGAUUCGGGAUCUGGGCGAGGGUCACUUCGGCAAGGUUAGCUUAUACUGUUACGACCCGACCAACGACGGCACCGGCGAGAUGGUGGCAGUGAAGGCCCUCAAGGCGGACUGCGGCUCUCAGCUCCGCACCGGCUGGAGGCGGGAGAUCGAUAUCCUGCGCACGCUCUACCACGAGCACAUCGUCCAGUACAAAGGCUGCUGCGAGGACCAAGGCGAAAAAUCGGUACAGCUCGUCAUGGAGUACGUACCCCUGGGUAGCCUCCGAGACUACCUGCCCCGGCACAGCGUUGGGCUGGCUCAGCUGCUGCUGUUCGCCCAGCAGAUCUGCGAGGGCAUGGCCUACCUGCACACGCAGCAUUACGUCCAUCGAGACCUGGCUGCGCGCAACGUGCUGCUGGACAACGACAGGCUGGUCAAGAUUGGGGACUUUGGCUUAGCCAAGGCUGUGCCCGAAGGCCACGAGUACUACUGCGUGCGCGAGGAUGGGGACAGCCCCGUGUUCUGGUAUGCCCCAGAGUGCCUGAAGGAGUGUAAGUUCUACUAUGCAUCUGACGUCUGGUCCUUUGGUGUCACCAUGUAUGAACUGCUGACCUAUUGUGACUCCAGCCAAAGCCCCCCCUCGAAAUUCAUCGAGCUUAUAGGCCUCACCCAGGGGCAGAUGGCAGUACUGAGGCUCACAGAGCUGCUGGAACAAGGGGAGAGGCUGCCUCGGCCAGAGAAAUGUCCCUGUGAGAUCUAUCUCCUUAUGAAGAACUGCUGGAAGGCAGAGGCCUCAAUCCGCCCAACUUUCCAGAACCUCAUACCUAUCCUGAAAACAUUGCACGAGAAAUACCAGGGCCAGGCCCCCUCUGUGUUCAGUGUCUGCUGAAGCCCACCCAUGGCUCUGAUUCAGGGGAUCAGAGGAGGCAGUACCCACAGAUAGGGCUUCCCACUCUUACCCCAAUAGGGGGAAGUUGGUCUCACCCACUCCCUGCGCCUUACUCCUGCCCUGAGAUCCCACCUUUGUGACCUGACUUUCCCUGUCUAUCCAUUCGGGCUGCUAUAACAGAGUACCACUGACUGGGUGACUUAUAAACAACAGAAAUUGAUUUCUCACAGCUCUGGAGGCUGUGAAGUCCAAGAUCAAGGUGCCAGCAUGGUCAUAUUUGGGUGAAGGCCCUCUUCCUGGUUCAUAGCCUAGGCCUUCUCACUGUGUUCUCACAAGCAGGAGGGUAGUGAGGGGGUCUUUCUGGGGCUUCUUUUAUAGGGGCACUAAUCCCAUUCAUGAGGGACCUAAGUACCUCCCAAAGGCCCACCUCCUAAUACCAUCACAUCAACUGCCAGUUUCACCCUUUCCUCCCUGUUUGACCUCAGGCAAGUGACUUUCCCUUUCUGGGCCUCAGUUCUCAGCUAUGAGCCGGGGGUAGUCAUGCUUGCUACUUGGAGGACUAAUGUAAAGAGUUUUGACAUUGUGUAUGUCACAUGCUUAGCAGAGAGACUUGCAAACAAGCGCUUAAUAAACAUUUGAUACUGUU
Rhinolophus ferrumequinum (greater horseshoe bat) is the source of this 4443-nucleotide messenger RNA. It is a transcript of the gene TYK2, whose product is annotated as tyrosine kinase 2. Gene Ontology annotation, cellular component: cytoskeleton; membrane; cytosol. Gene Ontology annotation, biological process: intracellular signal transduction; peptidyl-tyrosine phosphorylation; cytokine-mediated signaling pathway. The transcript has 24 exons. The coding region runs from base 213 to 3797 and encodes 1194 amino acids. Gene Ontology annotation, molecular function: cytokine receptor binding; non-membrane spanning protein tyrosine kinase activity; ATP binding. NCBI's taxonomy places the organism in Eukaryota, Metazoa, Chordata, Mammalia, Chiroptera, Rhinolophidae. The record is from RefSeq and is a predicted model, not a curated record.